Messenger RNA from Helicoverpa zea (corn earworm), 333 nucleotides. RefSeq lists its product as uncharacterized. The record is from RefSeq and is a predicted model, not a curated record. NCBI's taxonomy places the organism in Eukaryota, Metazoa, Arthropoda, Insecta, Lepidoptera, Noctuidae. The transcript has a single exon. Bases 1 to 333 code for a protein of 110 amino acids.
AUGGGCACCAUAACGCACCAGGACAACGUGAACCGAAGGAUCCGUACCCAGGAGUACGCGAUGAAGCACAUGAACAGAACCGAUGCUAUCCAGGACGAUGCCUUCAGCUACCGCAGUGACGUCAUCCAGACCUCACUCUACUGCGCCUGCAAGGACUGCCUCAAAUUCUGCUGCUACUCCAAGCCCAUCAAAUGCAUUGAUCCUUACCUCAUCGAUAUGAGGUUCACUUACUGGAUAUAUCAGGGACUGGUAAAAGCCAGCAAGACGCAGACUGCAGUCUCAGGGCCGAGUGCCAACGAGGACGAGCCAAAGGCAAAACGCCGUAAGGUUUAA